Caenorhabditis briggsae is the source of this 420-nucleotide messenger RNA. The coding region runs from base 1 to 420 and encodes 139 amino acids. The transcript is spliced from 2 exons. Lineage: Eukaryota; Metazoa; Nematoda; Chromadorea; Rhabditida; Rhabditidae. The record is from RefSeq and is a predicted model, not a curated record.
AUGUCCGAAACGCCGAAAAAGAGCAGCUCCCCGUCGAAAAACGACGGUAAAACUGACGACUACAAAAAGGCGGUCGCCAAGCAGCGUCGUCUCAAAAAGCUCCGUCAAAUGAAGAUCAAGGAUCGUGCCGGUGACGUCGUCGUCAGUGACGUCUCGGAUGUCGACGUGCAGGGCGAUGGAGAGGAGGAAUCGCAGGAUGCGUGGUUGAAUGAUCUUCUGAAGGCUGAUGGUGAUGCUCCGUCCGCUUCGAACAGUCCAUCUUCUGAGAAGGCUGCUCCAGGGACCAAAUUGGUAUCCAUGGAGACCACCGAAGAGACUUUGGCUUCGAAAAUCUGCGCCUUCACCAGCGAAAACUCGACUCUCCUCGGCGUUGGAAUCGUCACCGUGGCACUGACCAUCUUCGCACGUCUUCGUAAAUGA